AUGUCUGUCAAACAAGAGCAUCCUUUAAUUGUAAAACCAGAAACAGAAAUAAACAUUCUGAAAGGACUAAAACUCCAGAUAAUAAAGCUGAAGAAACAAAGACAGUUAACACUGAGAUCGGUAUUUUCUAUGUGUGAUAAAGACGUUUGCAUUAAACCUGAAUGCAGUAUAUUUUAUUCCAAGUUUUUCUGCUCUAUAUGUGCAAGAAAAUAUAUUUCAAAUUUUCCUACUAGUAUCCAAGAAAAAAUCAAAACUACAAAAAGAAUUUAG
Molecule: messenger RNA, 270 nt
Organism: Macrosiphum euphorbiae (potato aphid)
Lineage: Eukaryota; Metazoa; Arthropoda; Insecta; Hemiptera; Aphididae
Source: the annotation of a GenBank genome assembly